CGAUUUGACAGCGACAGCGACAGCGCAUUCACUAAUCGGUCUUACAAUAUAAUUUAGGUGAUAUUUUUAACUAAAGUACGGCGUAGAUAUCACAAAUAUGCAGCAACUUACUAUAUUUAUGGAUAUUGAAAGUUCACGUUCCUAUAUCGACGAGCUCUACUCGCCGAAUCAAGAAAAGAUAAUGGAGGCAUUGGUGACGCUAAAGAAUUCAGUGAUAGGAAGCAACAGACAGAAAAGUUCAGUUAUUGAACAAGGGAUAGUGCCCAGGUUACUGCAACUGAUGACCGAUGAUGGCCUCGAUCCGAACAUAAGACUUGAAGCAACUAUCACAAUUGGUUCUCUAGCAAAAGGCACACCUGAAAAUGUUGCAUCACUAGUUGAUCAAGGUGCAACUGUAGUACUUGUAGAGUUAUUGAAAGUAGUCCCAACUGGUACAAGAUUGGCAGAAGCAUGUCUCUGUGCGUUGAGAAGCAUAUUUCAGCAUCCUCCAGCACCCAUAUCUGCACUGCCCUCAGACAUGAGACUGUUAACGAGAUUAACACAAAUAGCCCGAGAGGGUUCGCCAACGGCACGAGCGUGCGUCGUUCGCAUCCUAUCAAUAUGGUGCAGUGGUCCCGUAGAGCAAGAGGCGUUGUGUGCAGCGGGCGCUUGUGGCGCUGUAGCAGCGCUGCUUGCCUGUCGGGGUUAUACCGCGCCACCGCUAGCUCGAGCGCUGCCAGCGCUGGAUUUAUUAGCAGCUAUGUGCUUCGAAAAUGCUAAUGUCUCACAAGUCGCUCUAAAUACGAGGUAUGGUGAUAAAACAAUACCAGAAUUGUUGACAACUCUUGUAUCAAGAGAUAAACCACUUGCUGUAGCAAUGGGUGCUGCGAGGUGUCUCACUUUUAUACAUAGAGCGGGAGUUCUGCCUGCAGAUGAUAAUAGAGUUGUUUUCGGUGCUUUACCAUGUCUCGCCCGACUUUGUACUAAAGAUAUGCCUGAAGAUAUUCGAGCUACGGCUGCAGAAACACUAGCAUACUUAGCAGAGGUGGACACGUCCCUCCAACGCCUGGCUGCGAUAUCCAACCACCUGAUGAGUUCCCUCGCAGACAUCGUGACGUGCCCCUCGGCCGCGGCCAAGCAGGGCGCGUUCAAGUGCUUCGCGUCCCUCGGAGCCAACGACGAGGACAUCCGCAAGAGGAUCAUCGAGACUCACGGCCUCAUGGUGCACGUGGUCAGCGGGAUGAACAACCCGGAGCCCUCGGUCAGAUUAGCAGCUGUGAGAUGUUUGCAUUCGCUGUCGAGGUCAGUUCAGCAGUUACGAACGACAUUUCAGGACCAUGCAGUCUGGAGGCCGUUAAUGCAACUUUUGAACGACUCCCCUGGUACGGAACUCCUUACCGUGGGAUCAUCGACGCUUUGCAACCUUCUACUUGAAUUCUCACCAGCCAAAGAACCUAUGUUAGACCAAGGUGCUGUGGAAAUGCUAUGUAAUCUUACGAAAAGGCCUGAGGCGGCUUUAAGAUUGAAUGGGAUUUGGGCAUUAAUGAAUAUGGCUUUUCAGGCAGAGCAAAAAGUAAAACAGCGUAUCCUGUGCUGCCUGGGAACGGAGCAAAUGUUCCGUCUCCUGGGCGAUGGAGACACUCGCGUCAUCAUGAAGACUCUGGGUUUGCUCAGGAACCUGUUGUCUACAAGACAUCACAUUGAUGCCAUCAUGGCGGAGUAUUCCUCGCAGGUUAUGCAGGCCGUUAUAGUUGUACUUGAGGGCUCCUACCCAGCUGAGGUCAAAGAACAAGCGCUCUGCAUAUUAGGCAAUAUCGGCGAUGGAGAAAAAGCGAAGGAUCUCAUAAUGGCAAACGAGGAUGUGUUGAGAAAACUUGUAGAUUAUUUAGCGCACCCGGAGAGCAAGCUGCAGGAGGCGGCGCUGUUCGUGGCCGGCAACCUGGUGUGGCGCGGCGAGGCGGGCGCGGCGGCGCGGCAGGCGCGCCUGGCCGAGCUCGGCGUGCUGCGCGCGCUCAAGCUGCUGCGGGCGCGCCACGACGCGCUGCACCUGCACGACAGGUGA
Melitaea cinxia (Glanville fritillary) is the source of this 2041-nucleotide messenger RNA. Its product is annotated as armadillo repeat-containing protein 8-like. Bases 98 to 2041 code for a protein of 647 amino acids. Gene Ontology annotation, biological process: proteasome-mediated ubiquitin-dependent protein catabolic process. Gene Ontology annotation, cellular component: GID complex. The transcript is spliced from 13 exons. The record is from RefSeq and is a predicted model, not a curated record. Gene Ontology annotation, molecular function: protein binding. Lineage: Eukaryota; Metazoa; Arthropoda; Insecta; Lepidoptera; Nymphalidae.